This is a messenger RNA of Anopheles maculipalpis, 1852 nucleotides long. Its product is annotated as paired box protein Pax-6-like. The record is from RefSeq and is a predicted model, not a curated record. Gene Ontology annotation, biological process: regulation of transcription by RNA polymerase II; anatomical structure development. The coding region runs from base 1 to 1761 and encodes 586 amino acids. Gene Ontology annotation, molecular function: RNA polymerase II cis-regulatory region sequence-specific DNA binding; DNA-binding transcription factor activity, RNA polymerase II-specific. The transcript is spliced from 5 exons. NCBI's taxonomy places the organism in Eukaryota, Metazoa, Arthropoda, Insecta, Diptera, Culicidae.
AUGGUCCACCGUUCGUACGUAAUGGGUGCUCUAACACCGCACUUCUGUACUAAUGCUUAUCUUGUUCUUCUCCUGCUGCAUGCUCCACUCAACCCAUCAACCGACGCACCGGUAGGCCACAGCGGCGUCAAUCAGCUGGGAGGUAUAUUCGUUGGCGGUAGACCUCUGCCUGAUUCCACACGCCAACGCAUCGUGGAGCUGGCCCAUGCCGGUGCCCGACCAUGUGAUAUUUCGCGCAUCCUUCAGGUGUCGAAUGGAUGCGUUAGCAAAAUUCUCGGCCGGUACUACGAAACUGGUAGCAUCCGGCCGCGUGCGAUCGGUGGUUCGAAACCGCGUGUCGCCACGCCGGAAGUGGUGAACAAGAUUUCACAGUUCAAGAACAACUGUCCGAACAUUUUCGCCUGGGAGAUCCGGGACAAGCUGCUGAACGAGCGUAUCUGUACGCCGGAGAAUAUCCCCAGCGUUUCCUCCAUCAACCGGGUACUGCGCAAUCUGGCCGCCCAGAAAGAGUUCAGCAAGAAACCGCACUCUUCGGACACGCUGAGCGACGACGUUGGUGGCUAUCUGCAGGGCAAAUCGCUCAACGAUGCAUCCUUUCUGCACUACAAGUACGGUGACAGUUGCCGUUCGAUGCAGGGUGCGGAAUCGGUGCUGCGCAUCAACGAUACCUACAACCGGGCUGGUGGUGGUAGUGGUGGUGGCGGUGGAGCCGGUGGCGGAACGGAUACGAACGAUGUUAAACCGAUGUCGGACGACGGGAAGAAUCCGUUCGCCAAACACUGCUUCACCAACCUAGACGCGGGAGUGCCCGGUACGGGAGCGGGAACGGGGACCGGGCCUGGCGGGCAGGGUACGAAGCAAGUGUUCGUCGACAAUGAUACUGAGCGGUUGAGCUUGAAGCGAAAGUUGCAGCGCAACCGCACGUCCUUCACCGUCGAUCAGAUCGAGUUUCUCGAGAAGGAGUUCGAGCGGACGCACUAUCCGGAUGUGUUUUCCCGUGAACGAUUGUCUUCCAAAACCAACCUGCCGGAGGCAAGAAUUCAGGUUUGGUUCUCUAACCGACGUGCUAAAUGGCGCAGAGAGGAGAAACAACGAUCCCAAGCCGUGUCGGAGGGCAGCUCUUCAGCAGCGGCCGCAGCAGCAGCAGCCGCCGCCGCCGCUGCAGCCGUCGCCGUACAGAACGCAUCCAUCUCAUCCUGCUCGCUGAACCUAAGCGCACCGCUCGUUUCGCACGUGUACGAUUCGAACAUGUGCGUGGAGGACUCGAACAGCAACUACCUGAGCAAAACCUACCCCUUGGAACCUUCGUUCCAGAACCUCGACGCACUCAAAUCACCUUCCGCCCCGAACCAUCCGGCUCCACCGCAACAGAUCUCGCCGGCCGCCAUGUCGUUCAAGCUGUCCUUCCCGAACGGUGGCGGUGGUGGUGCUAGUGCCGUCGGUCCUAAUGGUGGUGGUGCUGGGACCGCCGGCAGUGUCGGUAGCGGACCGGACGGGUCGGCCGCGAAUCUGAUGGGCACGGUACCCAGCCUUGGCAGCAAUGCCGGCUUCCCGCACGCAUCUACCUCAGACGACAAGUCGCUGUACAACCAUUUCGCCUACUCGGCCGCCGCCAACAUGCACCACAGCUAUUCGGCGGCGGCGGCCGCCGCCGUCGACCAGUCCUACAAUGGGAUGUACCUGAAAAACCAGCUGUACAACCUGCCGACCAAUGCCGGCGUACUCAGCUUCCAGUCCACGCUCGAGUGGAACAAGAGUUAAUGGCACGGGGCCGCCCUCGAGUCGGCUCCCUCAUCGACCGGUGGCGACCGGUAUCAGUAGUAGCAGUAGUGCCACUACACCUAUAGCCUGA